UCCACGUUGCUGCAGUAUAGCUUAAUACGUCUCGUUUAUCUCUUUUGUGCUCUGUUGCAAACCGUUAUGGUCAUUAGCAUUUCUAUGAAACCAGGGGUGUAGUAUGCCUGUGAGAUAAUUCCGAUCCUAGCGUCUGUUAAUGGUUUUAUGAGUAGCUAAUAGCCUACUGGAAAUACAGACAUAUUACGUUGUAUUUGAUUUAGUUUGUUUCACUAAUAUUCUUUAGUUACUUAGUCGUAUUGUAAUUUUUUUUUUUUAUUAAAGGAGAAAUAAAAAGCACUUCGCAAAAUAGCCUUUUGUGCUGAACAAUAGAAAAUAUGUCACUCAAAUGUGGUGAGAAAAAAAAUACAAAAGUAUUGUAAUACUUAAGUAUGGAUGCAAUAUAAACUAUUCAAAAUGAACAAAAUCAGAUCGCGAAUUGUGCGUAUCACUAGAUAAAGAUUCAUUAAAUAUUUAACAAGCUGGAAUAUGUCGUAAAAUGUAGGGAACCAUGCACUGUUCUGCAGAAUUAAUUGCUUAUUUUCGAACAAGUGACUAAUUGGCCAUCCUAAUUUCAUUACAGUAUAUAUCCCUUUUUUAAUACAAAAAUAAAUAUUUUUUAUAUUAAAACAGAUAUGAGAAUCAAACUUAAAGUGGUGUUUAUACUGAUUCUAAUAAUUGUAUUUAAAUUUGAUAGUUAUAGCUGUCUGAAGCACUGGCUAUCAAACAAGAUUCCAGAUAAAGAUGAAAACUGCUUAUGCAACAAAUGGGUGUACUUGUCGUCAGACAUAAAAUGGAAAACGCACGAAUUCAAAGAAAAGAACAGAUUUAAUUCUGCAAAAUCUUGCCGAUAUGCAAUUCAACUCAAUCGGACUAAAUGCGUUUCUACAAAACUGCAAGCAUCAGGGCAGAAUGUAGACGGUAAAAAACAUUGCAAGAAGGGUCAGGUCAGGAUUGACAGAUCGUUUUACCUUCCACGAAAUCGAUGUCACGCCGGAUUUCAAAACUUCCAAAUAACUGAAAAUUGUGACAAGUGCGAGGAUGAAUACAAAAGAACGUUUUCUUUGUGUUAUUCAAGACUGAGUGAGAACAAAAAGAACAGGGUCCACUACUGUAAAGUGAAUUGGACAAAUUGUGAAACGUCACAAUGUAAUUCUAAACCCCACUUCCGGUGGUCAUUGGUAAAACUUUCUGAUGACUGCGGUGCCAAAUGUACCGAUGGGCUUUCAAUAGGUAUGAUAACAUCGGUAAGAAAAUGUGUGGCAUUGCAGAAUAACAGUGACAUCGCAUCAGGUGUUAGUUGUUUACCUGUCGAAGUAGGAAAAGAACGAAAAUUUAAAUGUCCGUUGUUGCCGAACUGCAACGAUGCUAUUCCCACAAAUGAAAUUAAGUUUCACGUUGCCACGUCCGAUGCGCUUCCUACGUCCACCGGAAUUCCAAAUCAAGAAAAUGAUGAUUGCAACUUAUCAACCACAUCAUCAAAUAAAGACAUUAAAAAAAACCAAACGAAUACUAACAUGGGUAUUACCGUGAUAUUCACUUCGACUUUUAAUAAUAUUAUCUCAGAAGAAGUAACCGUUUCUGCCCCUGAAGAGGAUACUAAUCCAGAAACAGAAGUCAUCCUAGUGACGUCAUCAUCGUGGAGUUCCUUUGUCGUUGCCAUGACCAUCAUCGGAAUUAUACUUCUUCUAGUUGUGAUAUGCCUCGCGUCAGCUGUUUGUUAUAUUGUGUUUUGUCAAAACAAAAAGAAUGUGACAAAUAUCUACGAAGUAGUAAGAAGAUCUAGAAAUUCUUUAGAAAGAGGCUACGAGAGGUUUAGCGCAUUUAUUCGCGGUCAGAACCAAUGUAUCGAUUCUACUAAGCCAGGCCCAUCUCAAACAGUGCCGAUGGAAGCAGUAACGCCGAUUACACUACAUAUGAAUGACAAAGUAGUGGUUGAUAAUGAUGAAGAUGCUGAAUAUUGGACGAUCUGUGACGUGAAUGGCGAAGGAGUGACGUCAUUUUUUCGUGAUGACGCCAUCAAUCAUAACAUACCAUUGGAAAUGAGGAAAACGACGGCGCAGUAUGAUCCACCGAAAAUAAUUUCAAAACUUUCUGGUUCACUAAGCCAUGGCGGAAUCUCAAACAAAGCAAAAAAUCCCUUAGUGCCACCUACAGGAGAUAGUAUGCGCAGUUCAAGUGAAAAAGAGCUGAAAAAGAGAGUAAGUUGUCCGGGAUAUGAUUGGAAAACAAAAGCUCGACUAUCUGCUUUCCUUGAUGAUGAGCCUUCGCACUCCAAAAGUUGCGACGGUGACAAACAAUCGUUUGAUGACAUCAUCAAUGAAAUAUCGACAUUGCGUCGUGAUUUGUCGUUUAUUACUUCACGAACCAAGUCAGAAUUUUUGCCUAAAGAAGAAAGUGCGUUACAUACUAUGUAUGCCGACAGAUCAUCUUCGUCAGACGAGUCAGUGAACCUAUAUACUUCAGUUCCCCUAGCAAACUCGCAACAAGAGCCGAUACCAAUGUAUUCUCCACGUUUAUCAAUAACUGAAUCUCCUUUUAAAAAGAUUUUGCCGCCUAAAAGCCCAAUUGUGGCGUCACAGGUGUGCAACGUAACGUCAUUAACUCAAAAAUCGCCUGCUAUAAGUGUGUUGCACCCUAGAGAAAGAAGAUUCGGUCUGAUAAGAGGAAGAGAGGAUCAUAACUUGGGGAAAAUUGUGAUAGACACGACUAAAGCCAAACCAGAACAUAUAAACACCGAAGCCAGGAUUGCUAGACCCCAUCAUUCGUCGUUUGAUCCAUAUUAUAAAUAAAAAUGUGUUGUGAUAUAAGUAAUUUUCAUCAAUUUUAAGAUUUUUUUUCCAAAUAAAAAUAUGUAUCUAACAUUAUAAUAAAGCCGUACAAUUUGUUAUUAUUCAAAUACAUGUUAUUUGUUCUUUAUAAAUUUUCAUAAAUUCAUUAUGAUUAUUGAUUCAAUAAAAGCAUCGUUGUAAACGACAGGUUCUAAAAUAUCACUUAUAUACUUAUAGAUUCAAUGUCAUAUGCAUAUACCGCCAAUACUAUGGGUAGGCUAUAUAUAACCAUUUGGAUGUAUCAGCCAUUCAAGUAAUGUACAUAAAGUGCGAAUGCCCUAUGCAUAUAUAGUCAAAGAAUAAAUACACACAAAUUUUUAUGCUCUGGUCGACGAAAAAAGAACGAAUCCUAUUUACUUAAUUACUACAAUUUAUGCUCAGGCAAUCUAUAUCAUAAUAUCUUCACGUCCAAUUACACUUACAAUAACAAAAACUAAACGUUUAGACUUGAAAUUUCAAAGAAAUCACGGCAUUAAUGCCGUCUAUUAUUAUAUCGUAGAAAAUAUAACAUUAAUAUGACCACACAAUUUUUAUAUAGUCUACAUAGGCCAGCUAUAUUAUAAUAUCUGUACUUAUGUCUCAUUACAAUGUAGAGUUGUAGGAAAAGAAAAAUAUAAAAAAUUUGCCGCGGUGGUUGAAUUCUUCAUCGUGUUAUCUAAUUGAUAUUUCACGUCUAUAUCAGGGCUUUAAA
Molecule: messenger RNA, 3501 nt
Organism: Styela clava
Lineage: Eukaryota; Metazoa; Chordata; Ascidiacea; Stolidobranchia; Styelidae
Source: RefSeq, a predicted model, not a curated record